Thalassophryne amazonica is the source of this 1187-nucleotide messenger RNA. RefSeq names its product inosine-uridine preferring nucleoside hydrolase-like. The record is from RefSeq and is a predicted model, not a curated record. Gene Ontology annotation, molecular function: hydrolase activity, hydrolyzing N-glycosyl compounds. Bases 37 to 1113 code for a protein of 358 amino acids. NCBI's taxonomy places the organism in Eukaryota, Metazoa, Chordata, Actinopteri, Batrachoidiformes, Batrachoididae. The transcript is spliced from 8 exons.
CUGUAUAACCACACCCACUGCCUGGGUUGUGGUUGCAUGUUGCUGUUGCAAAUAAUUGCUCUUCUCAAGUUUCAGACAUUUACAAAGGGAGUAGCCACGACUCCACUUUCAAGGCAGAAACCAGUAGAUAUCUGUCAGAAGCGGCAUCCCAAGAUGAAGAAGAAGCUGCUACUUGAUGUGGACACAGGUGUAGAUGAUGCCCAGGCCAUCAUGGUGGCGCUUGCUGCCCCUGAUGUGAAGAUUCUGGGUAUCACAUGUACCCAUGGAAACACGCCACUGGAGAAUGUCCUCAAAAACACACUCCGUGUCCUCGACAAGUGCGGCCAACUCAAAAAAAUCCCAGUGUACCGUGGCUGCUCUGUUCCCCUGGUGGCCCAAAAACGCCACGCUGGAGAUUAUCACGGGAUUGACGGGCUGGGCGAUGUCCCAGAUAAAAAUGCUCCAGGCUUGGAUUACCUGCAGAAGGAAGGAGCUGUGCAGGCCAUGAUCAGGAUCAUCAAUGAGAACCCUGGGGAGGUGAGACUUGUUGCCGUGGGGCCUCUCACUAAUUUGGCUGUGGCAGUGCAACUGGACCCUUCCCUCCCUGAGAAACUGCAAGGACUCUAUAUCAUGGGAGGCAACACCGAAUCGAGGGGAAACACCUCAGUGUGUGGAGAGUUUAACUUUGUGGCUGAUUCCGAAGCUGCCCAUAUUGUCCUGGAUCGAUACAAAUGUCCCACCUACAUUGCUACCUGGGAGUUCACCUGUGAAAACAGCCUGCCAUGGACAUUCUACGACAGUUUUCUGGCCCCAAAAACUGACAAGGCUGUCUUCAUGAAAGAGAUAUCAGCUUUCUCUGCAAAGAAAGCCAAGUCUGCAGACUAUCAAAAGGAGGUAAUAGCAGGAAAAGGCUUCAACUCCUGUGACACGUAUGCCGUGGCUGCUGCCAUCGAUGACACACUGGUGACAGAGAGUGACCACGUUGCAGUGUCAGUGGAACUGGACGGCACCCACACCCGAGGCAUGAUGGUCGUGGACUACAUGGAGCUGCUCAAUAAGAAACACAAGGCCUACAUCAUUAAGAAAAUUAACUUGGAGAAGUUCAAGAAAAUGCUUGUGAAAUCAGUGGAGUAGAAAGAUCCUGUAACUGACAGAAAUGAAUUCAGCUCAUCAAAUUAAAUGAGAAUCCUUUUCAGCAUGAUAUACUU